Beauveria bassiana ARSEF 2860 is the source of this 2103-nucleotide messenger RNA. Its product is annotated as glycosyl hydrolase family 47. NCBI's taxonomy places the organism in Eukaryota, Fungi, Ascomycota, Sordariomycetes, Hypocreales, Cordycipitaceae. Gene Ontology annotation, biological process: carbohydrate metabolic process; N-glycan processing. Gene Ontology annotation, cellular component: membrane; endoplasmic reticulum. Gene Ontology annotation, molecular function: calcium ion binding; mannosyl-oligosaccharide 1,2-alpha-mannosidase activity. The transcript has 3 exons. Bases 1 to 2103 code for a protein of 700 amino acids. The record is from RefSeq and is a predicted model, not a curated record.
AUGAUUCGCGACCCGUUUGGCAUCCACCGAAAGAACCUCUUCCAAGUUACAGCACUGCGCGCUGCCGAAAACAUACGAGACACGGCAGCCCAGGUCAGCGCCAAUGCAUUGAAGAUGCCCUUUUCCAUACCGAAACACGUCCCCAACUUUGAGGAUCCCCACCGCCGCCUCGAAGACAAGGCAUGGGCCAGCGUCUCGGGACGCGGCGGCGGCCUGCUGUCGGACGUCCAUCAACGUGUCAACGGCCUCUUUGAAUCCGACGAACUGCCCAUGUACAAGGAUAAGCCAUACUACACCGGCAGGCGGCAUAGACGAUGGUAUCGAAAGAAGCGUGUCGUUGGCUCACUGGCCCUCGUCCUUGUGAUCCUCUUCCACAUACUGGGCUGGCUGCCCUGGCAAUCGGCGCGGCCCAAGUCGGCGCGCGGCAAGUCCGCGUGGGGGCUCAUGGGGAUAUCAAAGAAUGAGGCCGUCGACUGGAACCACCGAAAGGCGCAAGUGGUGGAAGCGUUCGAGCUCAGCUGGGACGCCUACGAGCGCUACGCAUGGGGUUACGAUGAAUUUCAUCCAAUUUCGAAGACCGGAAGAUACAUGGCACCAAAGGGCAUGGGCUGGAUCAUCAUCGACUCCCUCGACACAAUGAUGCUCAUGAACCUGACGUCGCGCCUCGAGCACGCUAGAGAAUGGAUCUCGAACUCGUUGACUUGGGACCAGCACCAAGACGUCAACACAUUCGAAACGACUAUCCGCAUGCUGGGCGGCCUGCUUUCCGCCCAUUACCUCUCGACAGAGUACCCUGAACUCGCCCCGAUCAAAGAAGAUGACCCCGGCAAGCCAGGCGAGGACCUGUAUCUCGAAAAAGCUGCCGACUUGGCUGGUCGCCUUGUAGGAGCAUUCGACACACAAUCGGGCAUUCCCUAUGCUAGUGUUCGGCUUGACGACUCCAAGGGCAUACCGUCGCAUGGCGACAUGGGCGCCAGUUCCACUGCCGAGGCUACUACUCUGCAACUGGAGUUCAAGUAUCUUGCCAAGCUGACGGGCGAGACCAACUACUGGGAUAUUGUAGAAAAGGUCAUGGCUGUUGUCGAUGACAACAACAUGCCUGAUGGGCUGAUGCCUAUCUACAUAUACCCCGCCAACGGCGAGUUCCGCGGCGAAAAUAUCCGUCUGGGAAGCCGAGGCGAUUCGUACUACGAAUACCUGAUCAAGCAGUACCUCCAAACCAACAAGAAAGAAAAGGUCUAUCUCGACAUGUGGAAGGAAUCCAUGGCCGGUAUUCGUAAGCAUCUCCUGACCUACAGUGAGCCGUCUGGCUUUACUAUUGUUGGAGAGCGACCCAACGGCCUGAAUGAGGCUCUGCUGCCCAAGAUGGACCACCUUGUCUGCUUCUUGCCGGGCACCAUUGCGCUCGCUGCCACUGAGGGUCUUACCGAGGCCGAGGCGCGCAAGCUGCCUACGUGGACGGCGCAACACGACGAGGAUAUGAAGUUUGCGCGCGAGCUGAUGCAGACGUGCUGGGGCAUGUACAAGUACAUGGCCACGGGCUUGUCAGCUGAAAUCACCUUUUUCAACGUCGCCGAUCCGCCUGCCGCCCCCGACGCACCGCCGCACCGCCCGCCCGCCGACUUUGACGAGGACCCUCACGCGGCCUGGCGCAAGGACUACAGCGUCAAGUCCAACGACGCGCACAACUUGCAGCGCCCCGAAACAGUCGAGAGUCUGUUUUACAUGUGGCGCAUCACGGGCGACGUCAAGUACCGCGAGUGGGGCUGGGAAAUGUUUACGUCCUUUAUGAACUACACGGCCGUCGAGGAGCAGGGCGGCUUCACGAGCCUUGAUGACGCCAACGUGAUUCCGCCGCGCACGCGCGACAACAUGGAGAGCUUUUGGCUGGCCGAGACGCUCAAGUACAUGUACCUUUUGUUCUCGGAUAACAGCCUGAUGCCGCUGGAUAAGAUUGUGCUCAAUACCGAGGCGCACCCGUUUCCGCGGUUCGACAUGGGGGAUCUGUUCUCGACGGGAUGGCAGCGAAAGCCGCGCGACAAGGACGGAAAGAUUAUUGGCAAGGUGCAGCCGAUGCCGGCAACCGAGUCAGCGGCGGAGUAA